Messenger RNA from Eruca vesicaria subsp. sativa (arugula), 594 nucleotides. The record is from the annotation of a GenBank genome assembly. Lineage: Eukaryota; Viridiplantae; Streptophyta; Magnoliopsida; Brassicales; Brassicaceae.
AUGGUCUGCCAAGGCACCGUUGACUGUCUCGCUCAUGCUUACGUGGUCACCGCUUUAUCAUUGUUCGUUGGCCUGGUGUACAUGAGAAUUUUCCUAAAAGAGAGGUUACACGAUGAUGAUGAAGAUGACUAUGAUGGUGGUGGUGAUGAAAGGAUGUUAGCAGAGCCAAUUCUAAAAAAUGCACCAACUAAGACACAUGUCUUCCACAAUAAGUAUUCUUCUUUGAAAGAUAUGCUCGCCUUGAUGAAGAAUAGCACCAUACUCGUUCAAGCAUUGGUCGUUACAUUUUUUGUUACCUUCUCACAAAGUGGAAUGGAGUCAGCUUUCUUGUAUUUUUUGAAAGCCCGUUUUGGGUUUAAGAAAAAUGACUUUGCUCAACUCUCCCUAUUGGUUUGGAUCAUUGGCUCCAUAUCCCAGCUGUUUUUAUUGCGGAUAUUGGUUUCUGCCAUUGGAGAACGUAGGGUUUUAUCAACAGGACUUCUUAUGGAUUUCUUCAACGCAUUAAUUCUCAGUGUUUCAUGGUCACCAUGGGUUCCUUAUGCCGCCACAGCCCUUGUACCCGGAGUGAUGUUUGUAAUGCCAUCUUUCACUUAA